Molecule: messenger RNA, 2691 nt
Organism: Gopherus evgoodei (Goodes thornscrub tortoise)
Lineage: Eukaryota; Metazoa; Chordata; Testudines; Testudinidae
Product: hyaluronidase-2-like
Biological process (GO): hyaluronan catabolic process; carbohydrate metabolic process
Molecular function (GO): hyaluronoglucuronidase activity; hyalurononglucosaminidase activity
Source: RefSeq, a predicted model, not a curated record
GUGGCUCUUUAAGAGCGACUCGCUGGGGGCGGGGCGAUGGGGAGCUGAGCCCCAGAGAUAUCUCCUAUUUUCUUGCAAAAUAAAGCAACCUUUCUUUAUCCCCGUCUGGCUGUCAUUGGCUCUCAGCUAGGCGGACCCGACAUAUUGGUAACAGUUUCUGGCGUCCCUAGAUGGGAGCCUCCUAGCUCGGACAUCGGGCUCCGGACGGCUGCGGUGAGCUAGAAGCAGUGCCACCGGGGUGCUUAGCCCCUCUUCCUCACUCCACCGUGGCCACUGAGGUUCAUGCUCCAAUAAGAAUAAAGCAACCUUUCCUUAUCUCUGUCUGGCUGUCAUUGGCUCUCAGCUAGGCGGACCCUGACAUUUCGAUAACACCAUCAAGUCAUACUGGGCUCAGGCUGUGACCUGAAGCCAUCCUGUGACCGAGCAGCACAGUGAGAGAAUGCGGGGAGGCUCUGUGCUGGCAGUGCCAUGGCUCCUGAUCCUUGCUAUCACCAGCGGCCAUGGGCAGGAUGGGAAGCCAGCCUUUGCCCCCCUUUUCACCUGGAAGCCCUUCAUUGUGGCCUGGAAUGCCCCCACCCAGGACUGCAAGCCCCGCUUCCAGGUCCAGCUGGACUUCAGCCUCUUUGACCUGGAUGCCUCGCCCAAUGAGGGCUUUGUAGACCAGAACCUCACCAUCUUCUACAAGGAGCGCCUGGGCCUCUACCCCUACUACGAUAAGCAGCAGGUGGCUGUGAAUGGGGGUGUCCCCCAAAACAGCAGCCUACGGGAGCACCUGGACCGGCUCCAGGAAGGAAUCCGCCAUUACAUCCGCUCAGAGGCCAAGGAAGGGCUGGCUGUCAUUGCUUGGAAGGAAUGGCGGCCCAUCUGGAUCCGCAACUGGCAGAACAAAGACAUCUACCGCAAGAACUCCCGCAAGCUGGUGCUGUCGCAGCACCCCGACUGGCAGGAGGACAUGGUGAACAAGGAGGCCCAGUACGAGUUUGAGAGCUGCCGGGGAUUCAUGCUUCACACCCUGCAGCAUGCCAAGAGCUACCGGCCCAAGCAGCUGUGGGGUUACUACCUCUUCCCGGACUGCUACAACCAUGACUACAGCAAGAAUCCAGACAGCUACACGGGCCGCUGCCCUGACGUGGAGGAGACACGCAAUGACCGGCUGUCCUGGCUCUGGAAGGAGAGCACAGCCCUCUACCCUUCCAUCUACCUAGACCAGGUCCUGGCCUCCUCUGAGAACGGCCGCAAGUUUGUGAGCUCGCGGCUCAUGGAGGCCUUGAGGAUCUCUCACCAGCACCAUGACGGCUACUCGCUGCCAGUCUUCGUCUACACCAGGCCUACCUACAGCCGUAAGCUGGAGGGACUUACUGGUAUGGACCUGGUCUCCACCAUUGGCGAGAGCGCUGCCCUGGGGGCAGCUGGUGCCAUCUUCUGGGGUGAGGAAGACUACGCCAAGAGCCAGAGCACCUGCCAGACCAUCAAGGCCUACCUGGAGGAAGAGCUGGGUCACUACAUCAUCAACGUCACCACGGCGGCUCAGCACUGCAGCCAGGCACUGUGCCAGGGUUGGGGGCGCUGCCUGCGCCGGGACAGCACCGCCAACGUCUUCCUCCACCUCAACCCGCUCAGCUUCCAGAUCCGGCGCCGGGGUGAGGCAGACAGGCAGCAGCCAAUGCUGUGGGUGGAGGGUGAGCUGUCUGCUACCGACACAGCCUACCUACGGACCCACUUUCGGUGCCAGUGUUACCAGGGCUGGCGUGGGGAUGCGUGUGAGUGGCAGCUGAGCCCAAACAGUGGAGCCUGCCUAACCUGUGCCACUCUGGGACUCCUGGUACUGGGGCUCCUGGCCCACUUGGACUAGCUUGGCCUCUUACUGGGGUCCUCAUGGCAGUAGGCAGUCUCCUGGUGCUUAACAUGGCAGGGGCAUGGGUGCAGUAGAUGACACUUGUAGCCAGAGCCUGGCGUUGCCCCUCCGUGGGGCAGAUAGACCUUCGAACCCAGGAGCCUUUUGUAUUUCAUUUAGUACCGAUGUAGUGGAUCUAUUGGAGGUGGCCCUCUGCCACGGCUGAGGGGGCAAGAGACCCCUCCAGUGCUCCCCGUUGGCCAGUAGAGUGCCUGCAGCUGUGGGGUGGGGGGUGUUCUUGGGCAGUGAUGCAGGGGUAGGGGGCAGCCUGCAGCUGGGAGGGAGUGGGGGGAGAUCUGCCCUGCUGUGGAAAUACAAGGGCUGUGCCCUGGAUUGGCUUCAUCCCCCAAAGCCAGGUAUCCCCUCCUUCCCUGCUGCUAGGUGUGCCCCAAUGCGGAGCCUGGCCCCAUGGUGUGGGGGUGUGCUCAUCCCCUCCCCGGUUCAGCAGAGGGACAGGGGCCUCUUGGCGUGAGCCAAGCUGCACAGGUGGUGUGGGGUGCCCCCUAGCUCUACUCUAGGCUUUGGAGUGGGUGGAGGAGCAAGGGGAUAGCAGGGCCCUUCUUCUGUUGUAAGGAGAGGGGUGGCUAUGCAAUGAGUGGAGGAGUGUCUGGGAGGCAAGACCUGAUGUGACAUACUACUGUAUGUGUCUGGAAACCCCCCUGGGGCUGGGGGAGGAUAUGCCUUUCAGUGCCGGAGUGAGGCGGGGGCUGGGCCGGGGGGCCUCCCGGGAGCCAGCACCUUGCCUCUGUCACCGAGAAACCAAAGUGCUUUACUUCACCAUUAAAGGCGGAAUGAGA